AUGGAUAAGUCCGCGUUUGAGAUUUACAACUACCUAAAGGACGACGAGCUCAAGACAAUGUACUUUGACAAAAGAUACACUGGAACAGAGGACGACUACUUCAAAGAGCUUUUAACCUCUGGAACGAUAUACGUAGGAAACUUGUCUAAAAAAAUCACUGAGGACCAGUUAUACACUCUAUUCUCGCAGUGUGGAAAGAUAAAGAGAGUUAUUAUUGGCUUGGAUGCCAAGAAGUUCACUCCGUGCGGAUUUGCUUUUGUUCAAUUUGAAAACGUAGAGACUCCAUCGAUUGCCAGAAAGUUCUUUGCUAAAUACAUGCUAGGAAACCAUCCCAUAUACAUAGAUAUAGACAGUGGAUUUGCUGAAAACAGACAAUUCGGCCGUGGCAUGCAGGGUGGCCAAGCGAAAGACGACAUUGCUGCCGGGGACAGAAAGAGAAGGUAUGUUUAAUAAAGAA
Molecule: messenger RNA, 457 nt
Organism: Nematocida parisii ERTm1
Lineage: Eukaryota; Fungi; Microsporidia
Product: nuclear cap-binding protein subunit 2
Exons: 1
Coding region: 1-450 (149 amino acids)
Biological process (GO): mRNA cis splicing, via spliceosome
Cellular component (GO): nuclear cap binding complex
Molecular function (GO): RNA cap binding
Source: RefSeq, a predicted model, not a curated record